GUGGUCAAAAUAAUGUUUGAACGUACAGUACUCGCUCUGUUCCAUUCCUCUGUGUGGGGAGACUGCUGACCAGAUGGGAAAGAGACACAACAUGAGAUCAAGUGGAGGUUCGGUGGAAAUCACAGAGUUGACAGAUAAAUUUACAUUUAAUCCGAAAGAGGGAAUAGACAACCCGGUGAUGGUGACCACGGAAGACGCAGACUCUGUGUGGACACUGAGCCCGCGUCUGUGCGUUCUUAAAAAAGAGGAAGGGGAGUCCUAUGGCUUCCAUCUGCGGGUGGAGAAGGGACGCCAGGGCCACAUAAUCAGAAAUGUAGUAUCAGGAGGGGUGGCGGAGUGCAGCGGCCUUCAAGAUGGAGACAGGCUUCUGGAAGUCAACAACUGCCAUGUUGACGAUGUCCCUCACCAUGAGGUGGCUAAGAAAAUAAAGAUAAGUGGACAGCAGUUAUGUUUAUUAAUGUUGGGUGGGGAGCAGUAUGAGCAGGCCGUGUCCCGAGGUCAAGACCUCCGAAGUCUGGGUCAAGCUCACAAGGGGGAGGGUGGCAAACCACCCAGACUCUGCCACAUCUCCAGGGAUCCCGCUUCAAGUCUGGGCAUCAACUUCACGCCCGUGGAAGGUGAGAAAGGCCGCUUCUCUGUGAGCCUGGUCUCGGGAGGUGCAGCUGAUAAGGCCGGGGUGUGUAAGGGAGAUCGCCUGGUGUGGAUGAACGGAGCAACGGUGUCCGACCUCACACACUCUGCUCUCAGCAGGAUGAUGAAAAAAUGUGGCGAUCACAUCACAAUCUUAGUGAUCGACGGUGAGAGUGAGAAGAACUACACGCGACAGAGGAUGCCCAUCCUGCCCACCAUGGCCAUUCCACAUAACCUGCCUUACAGGGCCACAAAGCUGCACCUGGUCUCCGGGCCUGAAGGGUACGGCUUCCUCCUUCGGCUGGAGAAGGCACCAUCAGGACACACAUUUCAUGUGCUGCGUGAGAUGGACAGUGGCAGUCCAGCUGAGCGGGCGGGCAUGCGGGAUGGAGAGCUGCUGCUGGAGGUCAAUGGGGAGUCAGUGGAGUCACUGAUGCACGAGGAGAUUGUGGACAGAGUGAGGCUGAGUGGACAACAGGUCUCUCUCACCACCAUCACUUUCCAGGGGCUGGAGUUUUACACCCAGUUGGGUCUGUCACCUCUUCUCUUUAGUGAGGAUGGUGCUGUUGAGAGAGAAAAGGAGAGCAGCGUAUCAGCCUCUGCAGCGGAGCAGUCACCACAAAAGGAAGUGGACGGCUCGUGCAAGCCCCGGCUCUGUUCGGUCCAAAAAGGCCCCCUGGGGUUUGGCUUUAACUUAGGCUGUUUCCCACAGGGACCUGGGACCUUCGUCAGCCAGGUGGCUUUUGGGGGCUCUGGGCAGAGUGCCGGAUUGCUUGAGGGUGAUGUGGUGAUGGAAGUUAAUGGACAAAAUGUGGAGGAGAAGUACCUGGAAGAUGUGAUUAUGCUUGUGAAGGAACGAGGACAAUUUCUGACCUUACUAGUUAUGGAGAAGAAUGGCUACAAGUUGAAGCAGACUAAAACACCUACUCGAGAUAUCAGUGACAGUGAGCAGGAGGAAGACAAUUAUGAGAUAACUAUUUUGUGAGCGUCAAAGACAUUCUCAAGACAAUCAACGGUCCCAUAUGUCUACUGAAGAAAAACAUGUUAUUGUUAUUAUUAUUAAUGUAUUAUAUUGGUCAAGAUUGCCUUAAUCAAAUCGGGUUUUACAAAGGGAUCAAAAGAUGAAACAUAAAAUAAGUUAAAUGAAAAUGCAAUGGCGUCAGUUGAAGAAAUGUUGUAAUGUGUAUUUGUCUAUGAUAUGAACAUGUAUUAUGGUACAGUAUUAUACAUCCGGUGAAAAAAAAAAUUGAACAAUUGCCACAUUUAUUCUCAAUCAGAUGAAAUACAAAAUGCUGCACAUCUUAAAGGACCAUCAUCUAUACUAUAUUUCUUAUUGUUCAAAUAUGAAUGGAAACCAGUAGCUUUGAGAAAUUAGAAACAGAUUUGUAAAUCAUCACUUUGAUCAGCAGUAAUGUAAAGUACUGAUGAUAAAUGAAAAUAUAAUCUGAUACUGCCCUUAUGUUAUAUCAAAUGGUUAAUUGCAUUGUUGACAUUGGAAUAAAGGGUUGUGUGUGUGUUUUACAGUAUUACGUGUUUGUUUAUUGAGAUAAAAGCUAACAGCAAAAAUAGUAGUCAAGGGGAAAAAAAAUAUGUUGUUAUGUUGUGCAACAUCUGUUUUUCUGAAUAUUGACCAACCAAAUAUAAUCUAGCCGAAUACAUAACUCAAACACGUCCUUGUGAAAAUGAAUGAAAACAUGACAAGACUCAAGUUUCUAGACAAAUGUAAAAGUGGGGAUGUGCACAAUAAGUGUUUCAGCAAAAUGUCUAUAACUGGAAUAACUAUUUAAAUAAAAUAUCUGUCACUCAU
This is a messenger RNA of Cyclopterus lumpus (lumpfish), 2437 nucleotides long. RefSeq names its product PDZ domain containing 3b (gene nherf4b). Gene Ontology annotation, biological process: protein localization to plasma membrane. Gene Ontology annotation, cellular component: apical plasma membrane. NCBI's taxonomy places the organism in Eukaryota, Metazoa, Chordata, Actinopteri, Perciformes, Cyclopteridae. The record is from RefSeq and is a predicted model, not a curated record. The transcript has 11 exons. Gene Ontology annotation, molecular function: protein binding; protein-membrane adaptor activity. Bases 74 to 1615 code for a protein of 513 amino acids.